This is a messenger RNA of Dentiscutata erythropus, 448 nucleotides long. The record is from the annotation of a GenBank genome assembly. NCBI's taxonomy places the organism in Eukaryota, Fungi, Glomeromycota, Glomeromycetes, Diversisporales, Gigasporaceae.
UGAAAGGAUACAGCGACCUCCACUUACACACAAAAUGUCAACAGCAUCCGGACAUGUACUUCGUUCGAAAGUUGAACGACAAGCAUCAGACGAUGCCGAUGAUGCUAUAUUAAAACAAUACUUAAAAAAUCAUAAUGUGAUUUCAUCAAAUGAACGUAUAUCAUAUGUUGAAGUUAGUUCUGCGACACCUUUACAAACUGCAGUUGAGCGUGGUAAAGAAAUAGUUGGUAGCAAGGAUUUAGUAGUAAUGGGACGUGGACGACAAGCUGCGAAUUUGAAUCACAGAGAGGAAUUUUUAGAAAUAGUUAAAAAUUUGGGAUCAUUUGGUAAUGAUACUCGAAAAUCAUUGGGUGAUGUUGCAGAAUCAUUUUUAGUUGGAGGAGUUACUUCUAGUAUUUUAGUUGUUCAAGCCAAAAGGUUUCUUGACGAAAGUCUAGAUGAUGUUUAA